CAUUUCUGUUGCUGCAUUUUAUAUUCACGGUGUUUUUUCAAAUCCCCAAUGCUAGUUUGAAAAUAUUAAUUCAGUUUGGAUUGCUGUGUUACAGUUUUCUUCAGCUUCAUGUUUGUUUGGGGAGGAUAGAGGAGGACUUUUCAACAACAGAAAGCCUUUUAUUCACAUUUUCUGGCCUUUUGCAGUAGUUUGUAAUGGAUGUGGUCUGGUUUUAUUUAUUCCUAUUCAUUUUGUGAAUAGGGCUCCUAGUUUGAGAGUUCCCUCUUCUGUGCAUUUUAUAUGCAGUUAUUUUAAUUUUAUUUUAUGUUAUUGUUCGAAUGUGAGGAGGGUUGGUAUAUCCUCUUUUUUUUGUUUUUGGUGGUUCAUUUCCUUUUUUCCCUUUAUUGCCGUGACUCCAGGGAGGUCCCACCUCUGCUCUCUGUAUCUGAGUCUCCUCCCAAAGCACUGCAUCUCAGAGGCUGCUACUUCUGAUCCUAUACACUUUCAAGCCUUUACCCCAUAGCCAGGACUGUAGGCUAUCAGACUGUAACCUGUGCUUAGUAUUAUGGCUUUUAUUGUUUCACUUUCCCUUUCUGGGGGUGAAUUUGUCUGUGCUUCCUCUCAGUCCUCUGCUCUUCUUCAGUCUCUUCACCCUCUCCUCUCCUACUCUCCAUACCCACAGGCUUGAAUGGUAGUAAGUGGGCUGUGGAAGCUCUUUCAGAAAAAAAAUUUUUCCCUCUACUUCCAGGUAAUUUGAAGGUUGUGGUAUUCUUUGUCUUCUAGUAAUGCUGAAGGUAUGGUGACUAUAUGGUGUUAUCUGUUCUCCUGUUGAUUUUAUGCUUGUUUGGGGAAGUUGAUGGGGAGAUUGAGAAUCAGGCUAAUGCCAAUGUUCUUGAAACUCAGAAGUCCCCUCCAACCUAAUAUAAAAUUGUGAGUAUUAUCUGAUAUCAAGGAAGGUUUUCAGCUUUUCUUAAUGAUUUCUAAUUUUCUGAUUAGUGAUUUUUGCUAAGGAGAUAUUUUCAUGCAUUAUUUCACAAUGUAAUCUUAAGAGAGAGAAUUAUGGAGAGAAAAAACUCUGCCCCAAAUCAGAGCAUUAUUUAACAUAAUAAUGAAAGUAUUAGUUUUCGAUUUUCAAGUUGUCUUUAAUAAGUCACUUGGCCAUUAAAAUCAACAACUCGGACAAUCAGAUUCUAUUAACUUUUUAAUUUCGUUUAAUAAAAUACUUCUAUGUAAAUAUUUUCCUGGUGGAAAGAUUAUUACUAAAUUUCAAAUGUUAGUAAAGUCAGUUUCUGGUCUAUGAAUUUUUAAAUGUUUAAAAUUUAUUAAUUAUUAAUAAAGAUUUAAUAUCUGUUUUUCAUAGACAAGAAGUAAAAGAACCAAACAGGGAAGUAUUCAUAUUUUCAAGAUCUCUAAGAAGAGGUAGCAAUAUUUAAUAUGGAACAAAAAGUUUGUGAAACACAUAAUGAAGAUCUUUUUUCAAGCAGUGGCAUCACAUCCAAUGAAGGUUCAAGCCCAUUUUUUAUGUCAUCUAUUCGUGGUACAAUAAUUGAAAACACAUCUUCAACUGGGAAUUUAACACAAAUUCCUUUUUUCCCUAAAUAUGAAGUGGAACUUGAUUCUCAUAGAAAAACCAUCUCAUACCCUGGGAAGGAGCACAUUGAACGUGUUUUGGAAGAAUAUUCACAUCAAGUCAAAGAUUUGCAGAGAAAACUCAGUGAAAGCAAUGAAUUGCAUGAAAAACAAAAGUUUUACUUAAGGCAAUCGGUCAUCGAUUUGCAAACAAAACUUCAAGAGAUGCAAAUGGAGAGAGAUGCCAUGGCUGACAUCAGACGAAGGGAGAGUCAGUCCCAGGAGGAUCUAAGAAGUCAGCUUCAAAAUACAGUUCACGAACUUGAAGCUGCCAAAUGCCUCAAGGAUGACAUGCUAAAAGAUAGCUGCACACAGAUAGAGCAGCUAAGAAAAAUGAUGCUUAGUCAUGAGGGAGUGCUUCAAGAAAUCCGAUCAGUCCUGGUUGACUUUGAAGAAGCCUCAGGCAAGAAAGUAUACGAUCAUGAAAGCAUGUCUGCUCUCCACGUCCGCAACUUGGGCUCAGCUAUUGGUAAAAUCCUGAGAGAAUUAGACACAGAGAUUUCUUAUCUUAAAGGGAGGAUAUUUCCACUAGAGGAACAGCUUGAAGCAUUAAAAUCUGAAUCACAGAAUAAAAUAGAACUACUUCUUCAGCAACAUCAAGAUCGGAUUGAGCAGUUAAUGAAUGAACAUGAAGUCGAAGUAACAGGACUUACUGAGAAAGCUAGCAGUGCUCGAAGUCAAGCCAAUAGUAUCCAAAGUCAACUGGAAAUCAUUCAAGAACAAGCAAGAAACCAAAAUUCAAUGUAUAUGCGGCAGCUCAGUGACCUGGAAUCUACUGUUUCUCAGCUACGUUCUGAAUUAAGAGAAGCCAAAAGAACGUAUGAAGACAAGAUUGAAGAACUGGAGAAGCAGUUAGUCCUGGCCAACUCAGAGCUAACUGAGGCACGGACGGAACGGGACCAGAUCAGCCAGGAAUCUGGAAAUCUGGAUGAUCAACUUCAAAAGCUCUUGGGUGAUCUACAUAAAAGAGAAAAGGAGCUGAGUCUGGAGAAGGAGCAGAAUAAACGUCUUUGGGAUCGAGACACUGGCAACAGCAUCACCAUUGACCACCUGCGACGUGAGCUGGAUGACAGGAACAUGGAGGUGCAGCGCCUGGAAGCGCUUCUCAAGGCCAUGAAGAGCGAGUGUCAGGGGCAGAUGGAGAGGCAGAUGGCAGCAAUUCAGGGAAAGAAUGAAAGUCUAGAAAAAGUGUCCUCCUUGACUGCUCAGCUUGAAUCCACCAAAGAGAUGCUUCGCAAAGUAGUAGAGGAGUUGACUGCCAAGAAAAUGACUCUGGAGAGCUCAGAGAGGACUGUGUCAGACCUCACAGCUUCCCUCCAGGAAAAAGAGAGAGCCAUUGAGGCUACCAAUGCUGAAAUCACAAAGCUCCGCUCCCGGGUAGACUUGAAAUUGCAGGAGCUGCAGCACUUGAAAAACGAAGGGGAUCACCUCAGAAAUAUGCAGACAGAAUGUGAGGCCCUCAAGCUGCAGAUGACAGAAAAGGACAAGGUGAUCGAGAUUUUGCGACAACAGAUUGAAAAUAUGACGCAGUUGGUUGGCCAGCACGGACGAACUGCUGGUGCCAUGCAAGUGGAGAAGGCUCAACUUGAGAAAGAGAUUAAUGAUAGGAGGUUGGAACUGCAGGAAUUUAAGAUUUUAAAAGAUAAAAAAGAAGCAAAGAUACGGGAACUUGAGGCCAGAGUAAGUGACCUGGAACUGGAAAAGGUGAAGCUGGUGAAUGCAGGCUCUGAGCGGCUCCGUGCAGUGAAGGACAUCAAACAAGAGAGAGACCAAUUAUUAAACGAGGUGAAAACCUGUAGGAGUGAGUUAAACAGUCUUACAGAGGACUAUGAAGUCUUAAAAAGGAAUUUUCGUAACAAAAGUGAAGAAAUGGAAACUACCACAAAUAAGCUAAAAAUGCAAUUAAAAUCUGCACAGUCUGAACUGGAACAAACAAGAAAUACGUUAAAGUCAAUGGAAGGAUCUGAUGGUCAUGCUAUGAAAGUGGCAAUGGGGAUGCAAAAACAAAUUACAGCCAAAAGAGGUCAGAUAGAUGCCCUUCAGAGCAAGAUACAGUUUUUAGAAGAGGCAAUGACAAAUGCAAGUAAGGAGAAGCAUUUCCUAAAAGAAGAGAAGAAUAAACUAAGCCAGGAAUUGAAUACUGUUGCGACAGAAAAAAACAAGAUGGCCGGGGAACUGGAUGUCCUUAGAUCUCAGGAACGCCGUUUGAAAGAAAAGGUUGCUAAUAUGGAAGUUGCUCUUGAUAAGGCAUCUUUGCAGUUUGCAGAAUGUCAAGAUAUAAUACAGCGCCAGGAGCAAGAAUCUGUGCGUCUAAAACUUCAACAUACUUUGGAUGUAAAAGAACUUCAGGGCCCUGGAUACACUUCAAAUUCUUCUGUGAAACCACGUCUUCUACAGCCAUCAUCUGCUGCUCGUUCUCAUUCUAAUGUACCAUCUUCCCAGUCUACAGGCAGCUUCCUGUCACAUCACUCUGUGAAAUCUAACACACUGAAGGAAGAUCCAACAAGAGACCUGAAACAGCUUCUCCAAGAGUUGAGAAGUGUGAUCAAUGAUGAACCCUCUGUGCCCCUGAGCAAGUCUGAGGAUGAUGGGAGAACACCAUCUCUAGGAGGCCUGUACGUGGCUGUAAAUGAAAGAGUAAGAGAUUGUAUCACUGAAUCAAGCCUGAGAGCAGAGAUAUGCCAUAGAAGCAACAACUCAUUGAGGGGCUCCACUGAAGGCAGCAAAUCAAGUGAAACUCUUAGCAGAGAGCCGGCCACGUUACAUGCAGGAGACAUGGAGGACCCGUCUAGUUGCUUCACAUUCCCAUCUACAGCAAGUCCAACUGUGAAAAAUCCGGUUUCUCGUUCAUUCCAUUCUUCUCCCAAGAAGUCUCCAGUGCACUCACUCCUAACUAGCUCAGGUGAAGAUUCAGGAGGUUCCACGUCACAAUACAGAUCCCCCAAACCUGUUCAUUCACCUGAUUCCGUUAAAGCUUCACAGUCUCAGCCGAUAGAAACAACGGGAAAAACAUGCAGAAAGCUCCAGAACAGACUGGAAAGCUUACAAACUCUGGUAGAAGAUUUACAGCUGAAAAACCAAGCAAUGUCUUCAAUGAUCAGAAAUCAAGAAAAGAGGAUACAGAAAGUGAAAGACCAGGAAAAAAUGUUACUAAAAUGAUACAUUGCUUGCCUAUUCUUUAUAGAGGGUUGAUGCCCAAAUAAUUGUGGUGUUACUUGUAAUUAGUGCCCUGUGUACUAUUUUUUCUUUUUAUGUGAAAGUUUAAUAAAAGAUAUCCUGUCCUGUAAAUUCUAUUUUGAACUAUUCUUGAAUGCUCUCACAGUAAAAUUUAAAACAGUAAAAGCUAGAUUUGGAAGUAUUCAUGUAUUCCAAGACAGAGCUCUGGUGGCACAGUGGUUGAAGUUCUCGCCAGCUAACUGAAAGAAAGUUUACUGGUCUGAACCCACCAGUGGCUCCACAGGAGAAAGAUGCGGCAGUCUGGCUCCAUAAAGAUUACAGCCUUGGAAACUCUAUGAGGCAGUUCUGCUCUGUUCUGUAGGGUCACUAUGAGCCCGAAUCGACUCGAUGGCAAUGGGCUUAUAUAUUAUAAGGUAUUAAUUUAUACUGUUAAGACCAUAUGUUGGGAUAGUUGUGCAUUUUCGUUAUCUUGGCUGGUUUGGAGACUAUAGAAUGCAAUCUU
Messenger RNA from Loxodonta africana (African savanna elephant), 5287 nucleotides. It is a transcript of the gene CCDC158, whose product is annotated as coiled-coil domain containing 158. Lineage: Eukaryota; Metazoa; Chordata; Mammalia; Proboscidea; Elephantidae. The record is from RefSeq and is a predicted model, not a curated record. The coding region runs from base 1414 to 4767 and encodes 1117 amino acids. The transcript is spliced from 23 exons.